GCCUGUUUUAAAACGGUUCUAUUAAUAAUUCUAUAAGAAAUAAUAUAUGACAGAAUCAAUUUUAAACCAUCAACCGUCUAUCCAUUGUAGAAAGUCCUGUUGUGCUGGUUUGUUUUUCCUUCCUGUGAAUAAUGUUGUAAAGAGCAGCGUGUUUGUGCGUCACUGAGAUUUCAAGACAGUUCAUACGAUAACUUGUUUUUCCUAAGUGCAUGUAAAAGUACUGAAUGCAUUGUGUGACUGAGCACAGAUGGAUGUUUCUAAAACGUGUUUGUCUUCUUGUGGCCUGCAGACGUCUGUGAAGAACAUCUUCUCCCUGAGCAACAGAAGUGGAGCUUCAGGAUGGAGCCACAGCCCUCCCACAUUAAAAAGGAAAAGAAACACCCACUGAUCCCCCAUUUUAAAGCGGAAGAGGAUGACCCACUGACCACUCACAUCAAAGAGGAAGAGGAGGACUCAUUGACCCCCAAUUUUAAAAAGGAAGAGGAGAAGCCACUAAUAACCCAUUUUAAAGAGGAAGAGGAGGACCUACUGACCCCUUACUUUAAAGAGGAAGAGGAGGACCAAGAGCCGCCGCACAUCAAAGAGGAAGAGGAGGAAGAGGGCAUCAGUCAGCCUAAAUGGUUGGAGGAGUUCCCAGUGACUGGUGUCCCUGUGAAGAGUGAAGAUGAUGAGGUGAAAGGUGAAAGUGAGGAGAGGGGAGGGGGGGAGCCUCCAAGCAGCAGCUCAACACAACACAUGACAACAGAAGCUGAUGGAGACCACUGUGGAGGAUCACAAGCAGACAAGCUCUUAGCUCCACUAUCAGAUAGUGAGGACACAACGUCACACUCUCCUGACACUGAUGAUGAAGACUCUAAAGAUGAUAAGACAUGUCACACUGACAACACUCACUUCACAUCUUCUCACUGUCACAAAACCUUUAAAUACCAUUGUCGUCUAAAAUCACACAUGAGAACACACACUGGAGAAAAACCUUUCUCUUGUUCAAUCUGUAGUAAAGGUUUUACAGUAGGUCAUAGUUUGAAAGUACACAUGAGAACACACACUUGUGAAAAACGUUUUUCCUGUUCAACCUGUGGUAAAGGUUUUACACAAAGUCAGAGUUUGAAAAUACAUAUUAGAACACACACUAGAGAAAAACCUUUUUCUUGUUCACUCUGUAGUAAAGGUUUUACACAAAGUAUCAAUUUGAAGGUACACAUGAGAACACACACCAGUGAAAAACCUUUUUCCUGUUCAAUCUGUGGUAAAGGUUUUAGAGAAAGUCAACAAUUGAAAAGACACAUGAGAACACACACUGGUGAAAAACCUUUUUCAUGUUCAAACUGCGGUAAACAUUUUACUCAGAGGCCAGAUUUAAAAGUACACAUGAGAACACACACUGGAGAAAAACCUUUUUCAUGUUCUAUCUGUGGUAAAGAUUUUACUCAGAGGCCACAUUUGAAAGUACACAUGAGAACACACACUGGAGAAAAACCUUUUUCAUGUUCAAUCUGCGGUAAAGAUUUUACUCGAAGGGAAAAUUUCAAAAAGCACAUGAGAAUACACACUGGAGAAAAACCUUUUCCUGUUCAAUCUGCAGUAAAUAUUUUGCGCAACGGCACUCUUUGAAAGAACACGUGAGAACACACACUGGAGAAAAACCUUUUACAUGUUCAGUAUGUUGUAAAAGUUUUUUACAAAGUCAGCAUUUGAAAAGACACAUGAGAAGACACCCAGGAGAGAAAGUGUUGAGUUGCAGUGU
Molecule: messenger RNA, 1744 nt
Organism: Nerophis ophidion (straightnose pipefish)
Lineage: Eukaryota; Metazoa; Chordata; Actinopteri; Syngnathiformes; Syngnathidae
Product: oocyte zinc finger protein XlCOF6.1-like
Exons: 1
Coding region: 340-1611 (423 amino acids)
Biological process (GO): regulation of transcription by RNA polymerase II
Molecular function (GO): RNA polymerase II cis-regulatory region sequence-specific DNA binding; DNA-binding transcription factor activity
Source: RefSeq, a predicted model, not a curated record